AUGGAUUAGUUUAUUAGAGUAAAAAAAGCUCUUUAUCUUUGCAUUCUUGUAUCUUUUAUACUACUACUGCAGCCAAUAGUUAGUCAGACUCAUAGUGAGAAGGUUUAGAGAUAUUUGGAUUUCUACAAAACACAGUUCAAUAAAUUUUCAGAUGCCCUCGAACCUUAGUAUGAUAUUAAUAAUGGUUUCUACAUUGCCGCUAAGAGAGACUUUAAAGCCAAUGAGACAGUGCUGAAUAUUCCACUUAAAUUCAUUGUUUCAAACUUUGAUAAUUUCAAGUUCAAAAAGGAAAUGAUGGACUUAUGCUUGUUCAAUUAGGAGAUAAAGAAGCAAAGUAGAGAAACCUUACAUCUAUACUUAUUGGUACUAAGAUUCAUGGUCGAGUUCAAGAGCAAUUAUGAUUAGCCAUUUGGGAUAGAUACCUUUGAGGACGUGGAGUUUAUGCAGACUUGGUUGAAUUACAUGAAGGAUCACAUUAACUAUGAGGAUGUCUAACUUUGGAGUUAGGAACUCAGAUUUUUCCACAAUAAUAUAUCCACUAGCUAACCCUAAAAAGAGGCAAAUAGGAAAAGUGUUUAUGAAGAGUUUAUGAGACUGCUCAGCAAACAUAAGGAUCAAGAGUUCAAAAAGGUUAUGGAGUCUGCACUCUUAGAUAUAAGAGAAUUUUACAAGUGGGUGAGUGCAGUAACUCAAUCUCAUUAGAAGCAACAAAGAAAAACAUGGCUAACCAUGAAUGGAAUAUCCAGCAGCGACAAGUAUGAGGGAAUUGAUCUCAAUAACAAACUAGGUCCUGAAUCAAUUUACAUUGUUCCAAUGAUUGACAUGUUUAGCUUUUACAUUCCAUAAACUCCAAAAGACGAAGUCAAAAGUCUACUUAAUCCAUAGCCAGGCUUGCAACUUGAUAUGUCAGUUAAUAAAGGAUUCAAAAAGGGGUAAUCAGUAAAUAUAACUAACAAAGCAAGCCUUGAUUCCUACAACUUACUAUACAACUAUGGCAUCGUGAUUGACAAUAAUCCUUAUGCAAAUAUAAUGCUUGUUCACACAAACCACUAUAGCAAGUUUGACGUAUUUUACGGUAAGAUUUGUGAGGCACUGUAGUGUGUAAGUGAAACUGAAGAAAAAUUGACUGAAUCUAAGUAACUUAACAACUCUUAGAAAGAAUUCCUGACCUAUAAGCUUAGUAAAGGCCCCAUUAGCAAGAACUUGAUGAAUAUGCUAAGAGUUCACGAUUUGAAUCUAAGAAAAGUCAUGAAUACCAAGGAGGAGCCCUUCUUUGAGGCCAAUAAAAUCAAUCUGCAAUUGAAUGUUGAUGGGAUAUUCUAAUUUAACAAUGAAAUUUAUGCAAUUAAUGAGUACAUCACAGCAGUAAACUCAAUUUAGUACGAAGGCUACUCAGUCACUGACAUGAAUGAAAUGAUCCUAGAAAUCACGAGUACGCCAGAAUUCAGCCCAGAAAACAGAGAUUUAUUAAACAAGAUAAAAGCUUUGUAAGAAGCAAUAUAAAGUAAGCAGGUGGCUUAGGAACACGAACUAUAAGCAUUAGAUAGAGGAAUAGAUUUAAUCAAUAGAGAUUUACUGAAUGAUUUACUUCCUCAAAACAUCUAGUUUGAUGACUUUAGCAAACUCCAAGAACAAAUUUAAUUUCUACUAUAGUGA
This is a messenger RNA of Stylonychia lemnae, 1656 nucleotides long. Lineage: Eukaryota; Ciliophora; Spirotrichea; Sporadotrichida; Oxytrichidae. The record is from the annotation of a GenBank genome assembly.